CGGAAGUGUUCAUGUGUUGUCAACGAGAAGCCGCAUGUGUUUUUAGUCCAUGGAUGUAUCUGUGGGAUGCUUAAAAACAACGACUGCCUCUGUCCUGAAACUUGUCUGUCAGAAAGAUGACUGCCCAAGAAGUGCGUCUGUGUGGUCUCCUGCUGCGGGAGCACUUUGGAGAUGUGGUGGAGAGAGUGGGAACACACCUGCUCAGAAGUGGAGCGCAGAAUUUGAGAGUCAUAAUUCACGAGACUGGCAUCUCACUGGACCUGGUAAAGAAGUCCCUGUGUGUCCUGGUGCAGCAUGGGGCCUGUGUGUUCAGCUCAGGCCGUAAAGGACCUGGGAGCCCCGCAGAGUAUCAGACUGGCUGUGAACAGAUUUUAAGAAUUCUGCGGUACCCACGCUACAUCUACACCGCCAAAACUCUGUACGGGGACACCGGAGAGCUAAUCAUAGAGGAGUUACUACAGAGAGGUCACAUGACCAUGAGUGGCACGGUCAAGACAGUCGCCGACCGUCUCACACAGAACAUGGAGGAGGGGCGCAGCAUGGAUUACGGUGAAGUAACUUCUGCCUUCUCCAAAUUGGUGGAGACCCAUUUUCUUCAGCGCUGCCCUCCUGUGGCGGGAGCAGGAACAACAGAAAGGGCCACUCCAGCUACCCCCGCCACCCCUGGCACUCCUGCUGCCCCAGUUAGCACCGCUCCGCGCUCGGCAGAGAGCUUCCCCGACUGUUACAAUGUGCCUCACGUGACGCUGGUGGGGCGAGGCAAACGCAGGCUCUCCAGUGAAGAUGGUGAGGACCAAAGGAAUGCGAAAAAGGCUAAAUUAGAUCCAGAGACUCAGUCACAUGGUGAUGAGGGGAUUUUCUGGCAGGUGAAUUUUCAGAGGUUCCAUCUCCACUUCAGAGACCAAGCCAUCAUCACUGCUGUAGCCAACAAGCUGGACCAGACUAGCAGUGAGAUAGUGAGGACUAUGCUGAGGAUGAGUGAGGUGACGACCUCGCCCGCAGCCACCUGCACAAAGCCUCUCUCAGCCAACGAGAUCUUCAGGUCCCUACCGACCAACUACAACAUCGCCAGACCCAUCUUAGACCAGUACCUCACACUGCUGGUUGAUGACCCGAUGGAGUUCGUGGGGAAGUCUGGUGAAAGUGGAGGAGGGAUGUAUGUUGUCAAUUUGCACAGAGCGCUGGCCAAUCUGGCCCGGGCCACACUUGAGUCCGUAGUACAGGAGAGAUUUGGAUCCCGAUCGGCGCGCAUCUUCCGUCUGUUGCUAAGGAAACGUCACCUGGAGCAGAAGCAGGUGGAGGAUUUUGCCAUGAUUCCAGCCAAAGAGGCGAAAGACAUGCUCUACACGCUGCUGUCAGAGAACCUGGUGCAGCUGCAGGAAAUCCCAAAGACUCCUGACUACGCUCCCUCUCGUACUUUCUAUCUUUACACCGUCAACCAACUCCCAACUGCAAGAAUGCUGCUCCAGAACUGCUACAAGACGAUAGCCAACCUCAUAGAGCGACGGCUGUUUGAGUCCAAAGAGAGCAAGCGUCUGUUGGAGAAAUCCCAGAGAAUUGAAGCCAUUCUGGCAUCUCUGCAGGCCAGCGGGGCCGAGCCUGAGCAGCUGACGGAGGUCGAGGAGAUGAUCACUGCUCCUGAAAAGCAACAGCUGGAGGCCUUACGGCUUCACAUCAACAAGUUAGAUUCAGCCGAGAACCAGGUAGAUGAAACCAUCUUUCUUCUAGAAUCCUACAUCGACUCCACCGCAUCCACAAGCUGAGAACAUGCAUACAAGUACAACCGUUAACUUUUUGUUUAUGAAUGCUAUCAAAUGUGGCUGUUUUACAGUUUAUAUAAGACUGGAUUGUUUCCGUUUGGACUGGAGAAAAAAAAUUGAAUAGAUUAUUUGGCUUGUUUUUAUAGCACACAUCAGCAAAUAAAUAAACUGAGCACAAGAAUACUUCUUUUCAACAGUUUUAAUUUCAUUUAAGAACCAACACAAAACUGUAAGACAAACAUGAGACAGAGUGAUCGUUUGAAAUGUAAAACCAUGAAGAUGUCUGUAUAUUAAAUAGAAGAAUUGUGGUUUAAUACA
Molecule: messenger RNA, 2078 nt
Organism: Centropristis striata (black sea bass)
Lineage: Eukaryota; Metazoa; Chordata; Actinopteri; Perciformes; Serranidae
Gene: polr3c
Product: polymerase (RNA) III (DNA directed) polypeptide C
Exons: 13
Coding region: 117-1763 (548 amino acids)
Biological process (GO): DNA-templated transcription
Cellular component (GO): RNA polymerase III complex
Molecular function (GO): single-stranded DNA binding
Source: RefSeq, a predicted model, not a curated record